Dovyalis caffra is the source of this 561-nucleotide messenger RNA. Lineage: Eukaryota; Viridiplantae; Streptophyta; Magnoliopsida; Malpighiales; Salicaceae. The record is from the annotation of a GenBank genome assembly.
AUGGCUUCAUCUAAAAUCUUCCUCACAAUGUUGGCUCUUUUCUUCUUGAUGAUUUCUUCUGCCUUCUCAGUAACUUCUAUAAGAUUGCAAUUUGCCACAAAAGAUGGAGUCCAAGACUUGAUCUCUACUACAUGCAAUCACACCCUUCACUUCGAAAUGUGUGUAUCUGCCUUAAGAUCUGAUCCUCGGAGCCAAAAAUCAGAUCUCCUCGGACUUGCCAAUAUUGCACUAAACAUCAGCAUAGCCCAUGGAAGUGAAACUCUAGCCCAGGUUAGUGACCUGAAGUCUUAUGCUAAUAAUGACACCCAACUCCCUGUGAUCUUAAGUGAAUGCAUAGAAGAAUACACCGAAGCCACUGAAAAUCUUAAAGAGGCAAUUCAUGCACUAAAGGUUAGAUCCUUUGAUGACAUGAAUACAUUGGUCAGCACAGCAAUGACGGAUUCGGAUACUUGCGAGCAGGGUUUUAAGGAGAUGAACAAAGCUUCUCUGUUGACAGAUCGAAAUGAGUCUUUCAGCAAGCUGUGUAGUAUAUUUCUCUCGAUUACCACUCUUCUAAGUUAA